AUGGCAACCGCAGUAAUUGAAAAUAUAGAUUUUCGAACAGAAGACUUUGAUUUGUCAAAUCUGAAAGAAGAUUCAUCAGCGGGUAGCAGUAAAAUAAAUAAAGUGCCGGAUAUGAGUCGUAUGUCAACUCCAAAGCCUAUAAUGCAUCUAGGCUCAUCAACAGAGUUUCACCGUCAACCCAGCGCCAUGCCGCGAACACCGUUUAAGCCCGGUACUGGCUAUAGAUCUAGCACUGGUUUCAAACCGACUACAAACUUUAGUAAGCCGGGUACUAGUUUCAAACCCGGUACGGGUUUUAGGCCUGCAACUGGCAUGGAUACAGUCAGCCGACCCAUGACUGCGGUUAGAGGUGCUGGUUACACGUCGCACGGAAAACCGUUUGACCCUCUAAAUCAAGCCGCGUCUGUACCAACACCGCCACUGGAAUUGCAAAAGGACGAUUCCCCGGAAGAAAAAGUCAGACAACAAGAAUACAAAAUUAUGCAUUUGGUAGAACAGGCUUGCGAGGCGCACAACCAAGGCGAUUUUAGACAGGCCUUGACAAAGGCAAAAGAGGCUUCGAAUAAGGAAAGGAACCUGAUAAGAUUGCAAGAACAGUCUGGAUUAGGAGAUCAUCACAAUAUCGAUUUAACUUAUGCAGUGCUGUUCACGCUAGCUAACCAAUAUGCGGCUAAUGAAUUAUACACAGAAGCCAUCAAUACGUAUCAAAUGAUAACGAAAAACCGAAUGUUCGCAAACGCCUACAGAUUGAAGGUGAACAUGGGCAAUAUCUACUUCAAACAGGGCCAAUACCAAAUGGCGGUUAAAAUGUUUCGCAUGGCUCUGGAUCAAGUGCCUUCGAGUCAGAAAAAUCUGAGAAUACGAAUAAUGCACAACAUUGCCACGGUAUUCAUCAGAAUGGGACAAUGGGAGGAAGCAAUAGGCAGUUUGGAGUAUAUAAUGAGCGAACAGGCCUGUCAUAAAGCCGGAUUGCAUUUGAUCCUUUGCUGUAGAGCUCUAGAAGAUAAAGAAAAAAUGAGAACGGCUUUUGCUCUAUUAUUGUCAGUACCGUUAAACAUCGAAGACGAAGAAAAAUAUAAUUUCGAACAGGAUUCCCCCGAAGACACUCUAAUAGCACUGGCGAUUCAAGAUGACGAUCUUCAUAAGUACGAAACUGCGAAACGCAAAGAAGCGGAAUAUUGCAUUCUUACAGCUGCUAGACUGAUUGCUCCUUACAUAGAGGAGACUUUCGGAGAAGGGUACGAUUGGUGUGUAACGGCGAUAAAAAGUUCCGAAUACGCUAGAUUGGCUUCGGAUUUGGAAAUCAAUAAGGCCGUAAUGUUCCUGAAACAAAAACAGUUACCAGAAGCCAUCGAGACACUGAAAGCUUUCGAAAAGGAUUCCGUGAUAGCCAUAAACGCGGCCGUCAACUUGAGCUUCAUCUAUUACCUGCAAGGCGAUUACGAUAACGCCGUAAGGUACGCGGAAGUCGUCGAAAAACAAAACGCCAAAAGUGCCGAGGGAUACGUCAAUUAUGGAGCUUGUUUGAUGGCCAAAGGGGAUAUCAGCAGCGCCAUUACUUGUUUCCAAAAGGCUCUUGAAUAUGAUCACACGUUUUUUGAGGCCAUUUUCAAUCUAGGUUUAUGUUUGAAACGUCAAGGCCACUACAUGGAAGCUCUGUCGUGUUUUCAACGAUUUUCCGGUUCGCUAGCCCUGCUACCGGCCGUCGUGUACCAAGUAGCGAAUUUGCUGGAACUGAUCGGAGACAACGAAGCCGCAGCUGACACCUACCAGCAACUACUCGGUUUAGUGCCGACAGACGCGAAGGCUCUGUUAAAAUUGGGGGAACUGUACGACCACGAAGGGGACAAACAGCAAGCGCAUCAUUAUCACAGCGAUUCUUACAGAUAUUAUCCGGCGGAUCUGUCUGUGAUCGAUUGGUUGGGUUCGUAUUACAUCGAACUUCAAGUCGUCGAGAAGGCGCUAACGUAUUUCGAAAAAGCCGCCAUUAUGCAACCAAACGAACCCAAAUGGAACAUGAUGGUAGCCGGGUGCCAUCGGAGGAGCGGUAAUAUGCAUAAAGCUUUAACUCUGUACCAAGAAAUUCACAGGCAAUUUCCAGAAAAUUCGGAAUGUCUAAGAUUCCUGGUUCGUUUAUGCGGUGAUUUGGGCAUGCGAGAAGCGCAAGAUUACCUUUUGGAACUAAAGAAAUUGGAAAAAUCCAAAGAGGUUAGAGAACGGGUCAAUAGCAGCAGACCAGGUUCGAGACGGACCAGUAGCGGGUUGUCAUCCAGGGCGGGGUCAGGAUUUAGUCCGGUACCGGAAAACGCCGCUCUCAGAACCCCACCGCUGUCCGGUAAUAAAAAUAUGCGCUCCUCCAGGCUCAUACAAUCCCACAACAGCGUCGGAAGUACAGACUCUGGAUUCGCACAGCCGACAAUCGAUGCAAGUUAUUCGGACCCACUGGGACCACAACCGGUUAGACCCAGGACCGGAGCAGGCAAGCCUCUUGAUUUUGAUGAUUUUGGUAAUGAAGAAUUGGGCGAUGAUCUCUUACCUGAAUAA
This is a messenger RNA of Psylliodes chrysocephalus, 2544 nucleotides long. Lineage: Eukaryota; Metazoa; Arthropoda; Insecta; Coleoptera; Chrysomelidae. The record is from the annotation of a GenBank genome assembly.